Messenger RNA from Camellia sinensis, 645 nucleotides. The record is from RefSeq and is a predicted model, not a curated record. NCBI's taxonomy places the organism in Eukaryota, Viridiplantae, Streptophyta, Magnoliopsida, Ericales, Theaceae.
AUGGACGCCUUUGCAGAUUACCGACCUUUGGAUUACGAACACAUUGCCCUUAAUCCUUUGAUUCAAAAGGCUAAAAUCAAAGACAUAAGAAUUUUCCCUUCUGACCUACCUUUACAGUUCGAACAAUUUGCUCUCAAACCUCUAAUUCGUAAAAUUACAAAUACGGAUUUGAACAACUCUUCUUCGCAAAUUUCUGUAUGGGAUAAAACUGCAGCUGCUUCCUCUUCUGGCUCUACUGGAAGUUCUGACUGGACAAACUGUCAUCAAACUAAGAUUUUCGACUCUAAAGCAAAGAUGGAGCUUCUUGACAUCAUUCUAACGAAGUCUAGUAAAGGGAGGUUGAAACAAGAUGAAGCAAGGAAGUAUUUUCAGCAGCUCAUAAAUGUGGUGGAAUACUGCCACAGCAGAGGUGUCUUUCAUAGGGAUCUGAAGGGAGAUGGGUUACUGCACAGAACCUGUGGAAAACCAAAUUAUGUUGCUCCUGAAGUGAUUAAGAAUAAAGGCUACGAUGGAGCUAAAGCAGAUCUAUGGUCGUGCGGUGUAAUAGUUUUUGUACUAUUGGCAGGCUUUCUGCCAUUUGAAGAGUCCAACGUCAUGGACUUAUACAAAAAGUAUUUAGCAAAUCUUAUUGCAUUCUUUUCAUGA